This is a messenger RNA of Pungitius pungitius (ninespine stickleback), 399 nucleotides long. Its product is annotated as protein S100-B-like. The coding region runs from base 103 to 399 and encodes 98 amino acids. Gene Ontology annotation, molecular function: calcium ion binding; transition metal ion binding; calcium-dependent protein binding. The transcript is spliced from 3 exons. The record is from RefSeq and is a predicted model, not a curated record. Lineage: Eukaryota; Metazoa; Chordata; Actinopteri; Perciformes; Gasterosteidae.
UCCAGUUCAGGGUCCUCAGUGAACCGGGCGAGGCUGUCCACACACUGCUGGACGAGCCGUCAGUUACACAAGGAACCUUACUGCACAGAAGACUUCCUUCAGAUGGAGGCCUCAACAAACAAUAUGUCAAAGCUGGAGAGAGGCAUAGUCACUAUAAUCAAAGUUUUCCACAAAUACUCCGGACAAAAAUCCAGUCUGAAGAAACACGAUCUUAGAGCGCUUAUCCACAAUGAGAUGAGUAAUUUCAUCAUGAAAAUCAAGGAAAAAGACACCCUGGAUAAGCUCUUUGCGGACCUCGAUCAGAACGGAGACCUAGAGAUUGACUUCAAAGAGUUCAUCGGCCUCGUCGCCAUGGUUACCUCAGCAUGCAACGAGCUGUUCGUCCCAAAACAACCAUAA